This is a messenger RNA of Mycosarcoma maydis (corn smut), 1965 nucleotides long. RefSeq lists its product as uncharacterized. NCBI's taxonomy places the organism in Eukaryota, Fungi, Basidiomycota, Ustilaginomycetes, Ustilaginales. The transcript has a single exon. Bases 1 to 1965 code for a protein of 654 amino acids. The record is from RefSeq and is a predicted model, not a curated record.
AUGACCGCCUUUUCCACCUCGUUCGGUCGAUUCGGCUCGAUGCGCAAGCGUGAGUCCGUCAAGAAAACCGUACAGCCCAUCGACGUCGUCGCUGCAAAGCAAUACGAUCAUGAUGGUCCAUCCUCGGCAUCUUCCAGCAGCUUGCUCACCCCACGACCUCACCACUACCGCAGCACCACUUCUUCUCCAGCAACUUCGGCCAUCUGGACGUUUGCACCUGGCUCCUCUUCCACAUCCUCGAGCGCACGCUUUGUUUCGCCUCCUACCUUUGUUUCCUCCUCGGCUCUCACUUCCACAGGUGUCUUGCAAAACGACUUGGAGGCACUCACCCCUCCACUCAGUCCUGUCCAUCCAAACAGCGCUGCUGCAGCACAAGCUACUAAGUCGCCCCUCCGCCGAGCCCUUUCUCGCACUUUCUUCUUUGGCAGUGCACAUGCCACUAAUUCCGCUCACGCUCAAUCCAGCGCUCCCCGCAUCUCAUCACCCAUUCCCGUCGUUGUGGAAGCCACUGCUCCUCACGCUCCUCGUCCUGCGCGUCCCGCUCGGCCUGUCACUUGUCCUUCCACCGGCGUCUCGCCUCAGCCCAACGCGUUCGGGUUCAGCGCAUCCGACAUGACGCGAUCACACACCGCCGGUUCUAUCGUCAUUACGCCCCCCACCGAUGCCACCACUCGAAGGCGCAGUCGCACGCUCAUGCCCUCUACCACGCUCACAGAAUGCGAUCGACCGACACCCUCUUGUUCGCAGCGUUCUCUCUCCUCUUCCUGGUCCAGUCGAUUUUCUCGUCCAUCCUCGCCCCUCGCCGCUACUAACGCUACUGACGCCGAAAACCGGGCUCUUGCUCCUCAGACGCCGUCGGCUCCUCCCGCAUCUCCACGUGCAUCGCUUCGUUCCAUUCGACAAAAGCACGCGCGCAAGUCGCUCCACUCCAUCUUUGGCCUGUCAGCCUCCCACACUUCCAGCACCCGGUCCGAGUCGGCUUCUCCGCACGCCUCGUCACGCCCACCUCCACGUCGUCGGUUGACCCGAAGUACCUCGGAAGAAUCUUUCCACUGCCGUGGUCCUGGCUUUGAUGCUCCUCCUGCUGCCGACACACGGCCUAGCGUCGACGAAGGUGUGUCGCGCUCGCUCGAUGUAAACCCUCGUUCUUCUGCCGCCGUGCCGCGAUCCGUCUCGCUCUACUCGUGCUCGUACCCCACUUCCAUGCCGUCGAGCGGUGCAAGAAGGAUGAGCGACUUUACCAUCGAUUCGUAUCAAGAGGCUGUCCACGCAUCCACUCGUGCAGCACACGACAUCCUCAGCGAGAUUGAAGCGGAGCAAGAAUAUGAAUACGCGCUCGCUGGCUUGGGACUGUCCGAUCCUCUGCCCGCCGCGCCUAGGGUCAUUCCCAAACGUCUCUCGGCCACUUCGCAAAUCUCGCUCACUGAAAGCAUCCCUUCCUCGGUCCCAUCUUCCUCGAUGAUCUCGCUCUCGUCGAUCGAGGACCAACUCGGUUCAGCAUCGUGGUCUAGCAUCCCUUCGAUGCAGAACUGGUUCUCAGCCUGCCCACCUACACCGCCCUCUUCGAUCCGACUUCAGCUCGAAUUCCGAUCACUCCCACUGCCGUCUCCAGCCCUUCUCUGCUCGAUGCCCAACCAGGUAGAGAAGGAUGACAAAGCGAGACCGCUCUCUGGCAUCUUUAUCUCUUCCAACUCAUCCGUGCUCGAGCUCAAAGAGACGAUCGCCAACCGCAUGCGUGAGUCAGGCUAUCGUCUCUCGCCCAAGAACCUCACGCUCACGCUCCACCUCAACGAAGACGUCCGCGCCAACGCAGAGACGGCUCUUGGCUUAAAGCUCUCGGUCUACGGAAAGAACCCGGCUAAGGUGCUCGACGAUAGCAGCAGGCUACUUUUCGAAGAGGGCGCUCAGGAGGAGGAUUUGGUCGUUGUAGAUUGCGACCCUUCGCAGAUCCUUUGGAGCAUCUAG